CAUAUUUCUUGUAUAAACCAAAAUACAAAACAACUAUGAACACUGUAUUUCGACAUUUGGUCUUUCUUUGAGAGCGAAACCCAGGUUGUCGUAGCGUUUUCGAAUUCCUUGUAAAACAAUUUCCAAUUAUUUCCACCAAACUAAAAAAUCCCACAUUCAAUUAUAUCAAUUUCUUUUAUCAAAUUGCUCUAAAAAUGAUCAUUUCAUAGCUAAAGACUGAUAAUUUCACAGAAAAAAGAUAUGGGUUUUGUGAGUACUUUUGUAGGAAUUCUGGGUUUUUGCAUUGGUCUUCCAAUUGGACUUGCUGCUGGGUUUUUCUUCUUUAUAUAUUCCAAGCCUAAAGAUGUUGAGGAGCAAGUUGUUACCCCACUUCAGGAAUUCGAUACAGAUACUCUGUUGAGUGUUUUACCUGAUAUUCCAAAUUGGGUAAAGAGUCCUGAUUAUGAGCGAGUGGAUUGGCUGAACUCGUUUGUGUCGGAUAUGUGGCCUUAUCUCGAUAAGGCAAUCUGCAACACGAUCAGAAGCACGGCAAAGCCUAUGUUUGCUGAUUACAUAGGAAAAUAUCAGAUAAAGGACAUUGAUUUUGAGAAUCUAAGUCUUGGAACCCUUCCACCUACUUUUUAUGGUAUGAAAGUAUAUGAGACUAAUGAAAAGCAACUAGUCUUGGAACCAGCAAUCAGAUGGGCAGGAAAUCCCAAUAUUGUGUUGGCUGUAAAGUUGAUGUCUGCAAAAAUUAGGGUUCAACUUGUGGACGUACAAGUAUUCGCUAAUCCUAGGAUACACCUGAAACCCCUUGUUCCAACAUUCCCAUGUUUCGCUAGCAUAGUGGUCUCAUUAAUGGAACAGCCGCAUGUGGAUUUUGGACUAAAAGUUCUUGGAGGAGAUGUCAUGUCCAUACCUGGUCUUUAUCGCUUAGUUCAGGAAACUAUCAAGAAACAAGUUGCAAGCCUCUAUCACUGGCCCCAAUCACUUGAAAUUCCCAUUCUUGAUACUUCAAUCGUUGCUGUACAGAAGCCUGUUGGCAUAUUACAUGUGAAAGUUAUCCGAGCAAUGAAGCUUUUGAAGAUGGAUCUUUUAGGAACAUCUGAUCCAUAUGUUAAAUUAAGGUUGAGUGGUGUAAAAAGGCCAUCAAAAAAAACAUCUGUCAAGAAAAGGAACUUGAAUCCGGAGUGGAAUGAGGACUUUAAGCUAAUCGUCAAGGAUCCUGAAACCCAAGUUCUCGAGCUACAAGUUUAUGACUGGGACAAGUUUGGAGGAGAUGAUAAACUGGGGAUGCAAGUAGUACCUUUAAAUCAACUAACUCCCCAUGAGGCAAAGGUUUUUACCCUCGAUUUACUCAAGAGUUUUGAUGUGAACGAUUCUCCAGAUAAGAAGCCAAGGGGGCAACUUGUAGUUGAACUCACUUUUGAUCCUUUCAAGUUGGAGAGUGAAAGCUUUGCGGCACCAGGGGAUGAAAUGAUGAGUAAACAGAACAGCUUAAGUAAAUCUUUGUCCAAUGCCUCGAUUACUAGUGAAGGAGGAGCGCUUUUGGUUAGCGUCAUAUCAGCUAAGGAUGUAGAGGGAGAGCAUCACACCAACCCUUAUGCUCAGAUUGUGUUCAGAGGUGAAAAAAAGAAAACAAUGACUAUCAAGAAGAAUCGGAAUCCACGGUGGGAUGAACACUUUAGUUUUAUGAUUGACGAGCCACCUUUGCAUGAAAAGUUGUGCAUUGAAAUUCUUAGCAAACGCAGAACUUUUGGUUUUACAAGAAAAGAGUCACUUGGGUUUGUGGAGAUCACUCUAGCAGAUGUUGUGAACAAUGGACGACUCAAUGAGAAAUACAAUCUGAUCAAUUCAAAGAAUGGAAUUAUACAUGUAGAGUUGGAGUGGCAGACAGUAUGAUUUCAAAAAUUUUACCUGAAGAACAUACUUUAUCGUACAUACAUUUUGCCUUGUGUGGCCAUGGAGUCUUGUUAACCUCAUCUGAAAGAUGGGUGAAGACAGUAAAUCAUCCGUUCUCAAGCCUCUACAUAUGUCAGGAAUAUCCAAAGAUUUCCCGAGGUUGAUUUUUUAUUUUUUCUUUUUGCCCAUUUUACAGGGUGAUACAGACUUUUUAUGUCCAUGGAGUAUAUAGGUUAUUACAUGUGAAAAUAAAGUACUAGGAGUUGUGCAUAUGCCAUUUUAUACAUGUACUGCGCAAUUGAUGCGGCAAUAAUGAAAAGCUUAUAAUUUCAAGAAAUGUGAUUUACAAGUUGGAAUUGAAGGCCAUGGCAAGAGGAUGAGAUUUGUUUGUUCUUCCUUUGCUGAUUAUGUAUACAUGAGUUCAGACUUCAGAGUAUAGUCUUUGAAAAAGGAACAACUUUCUAUGUAUAUAUUCCCUUCGUCCCAUAAUACUUGGGAUGUUGGGAUGAAUACGUAAUUUAAGAAAAUUACAAGUGAAUUCAUUUAAAA
Chenopodium quinoa (quinoa) is the source of this 2430-nucleotide messenger RNA. Its product is annotated as synaptotagmin-3-like. Gene Ontology annotation, molecular function: lipid binding. Gene Ontology annotation, cellular component: endoplasmic reticulum. The transcript is spliced from 12 exons. The record is from RefSeq and is a predicted model, not a curated record. Bases 241 to 1881 code for a protein of 546 amino acids. Lineage: Eukaryota; Viridiplantae; Streptophyta; Magnoliopsida; Caryophyllales; Amaranthaceae.